Molecule: messenger RNA, 762 nt
Organism: Symbiodinium pilosum
Lineage: Eukaryota; Dinophyceae; Suessiales; Symbiodiniaceae
Source: the annotation of a GenBank genome assembly
AUGAGUUAUCAGGCAGCCUCGUCGGGCAUGAGUGCCACGCUGCUGCUGGGUGCCUCCGCAGUAGCGAUGGCUCUGGCGCGUCGCCGAGCUACCCUCGCCAGGCGAGUCUGGACCUACAUGCCCAUCGAGGGGAAGGAUUGCCCCGGCUUGGGCAAGCAGGCCUCUGGGCCUCUUUGGCGCCAGUACAUGAACCUGCAUCGUCAGUCCAAGAAAACUAUGGGCCGCAAGGUCCGCUAUCUCAAGCAGCAGCGAAUCCUGCGUGACCACAAUGUGUGGUGGGGCUGGUAUGGCAAGUGGCACACCUGGAACCCCCACCCGGGCAUCAAGAACCUCUACCAGGGCCCGGAGUCGCACCCGGACAAUCCAGAUUUCCCUGCGCCCAACAGCGGCCUCCAGGCUUUUGGAGGCAGCCGUCCAGUGGCGCCUGCAAGCAGCCGCAGCGCCUUCGUGGCUGGAAGGGCACCAACCAUGGGCUCUGCUAAGCGUGCAGUUCUGUCUGCUACUCGAGCGCGGUCUGGGCUGGUGAUGAAGGCCCAUAAGAAGGCGGCGGCGAGUACUAAGAAUCAGGGCAACUCGAGGAAUCCUCAUCACUGGGGCGUGAAGGCCCUGGCUGGCAAGGCCGUGAAGGUCCGCCAACGCCUUGUGAAGCAGCGAGCGAUGACCUGGUACCCAGGAAACAAUGUCAAGAUGUGCAAGGACAUGUCGCUGAUUGCCAUGAGAGACGGCAUCGUGCAGUGGCGCGGUGACUACCGCCACAAGGAG